AUGAUGGAAUGCAAGAGGAUAGGUUUUGACAUAUGUCUCUCAUCCCUCUUCUCAUUCUCCACCUCCUCAAGCCUUGACAAUGGUGGGAUUGGUGUUUACUGGGGCCAAGACAUUCGCGAAGGCAAGUUGAACACAACGUGCGACACUGGAAAUUAUGCGGUUGUGCUAUUAGCUUACCUACGCCAAUUCGGCGAUGGCAGAAACCCGUUUUGGGACUUCAUCGGCCACGACGACGGUGUGGUAGCGUCCCAGAUAAAACACUGCCAGGCCAAAGGCGUCAAAGUGUUCCUCUCCAUCGGAGGACCCAUCACGUUUUACGAGUACUCCCUCAACUCCACCGAGGAUGCAAAGCGCUUCGCCAACUACCUCUACACCAGGUUUCUCAGUGGCCGAUUUGGUCCAAUCGGAAGGGUGGAGUUGGACGGCAUAGAGUUCCACAUCAGAGCCACAGAGGAUCACUGGGAUGACCUUGUCAAAGAACUCGACUUUUUCCGACGCACCAAAGGCCGAUACUUUCACUUGGUUGCUGCCCCUCGGUGUCAAAUCCCAGUUCACAAUCUUGGGAAAGCCAUAGCAACCAAACUUUUCGACCACAUCUUCGUUCAGUUCUACAAUGACCCCUCUUGCGAAUUGUUUCUGUCGUGGGACAAGUGGGUGAACUUGGCUCCGCCCAACAGCAACAUCUUCCUGGGGCUGCUAUCGUCGAUUACUGCAGGGGCAACUGGGUACGUUAGGCCCCAUAUAGUGAAUCGUGAAGUGCUUCCGCAUGUGAAGAAAGCCUCCAACUAUGGAGGAGUGAUCCUGUGGAAUAGAUAUCGUGAUAUUGUAUGGAACUUCAGCGGCAAAAUACUCCCCAAUGUGCCCAAAUCCAUCUUACUCUCGUCUGUGUCUUGA
This is a messenger RNA of Sphenostylis stenocarpa, 894 nucleotides long. The record is from the annotation of a GenBank genome assembly. Lineage: Eukaryota; Viridiplantae; Streptophyta; Magnoliopsida; Fabales; Fabaceae.